Molecule: messenger RNA, 1989 nt
Organism: Cladocopium goreaui
Lineage: Eukaryota; Dinophyceae; Suessiales; Symbiodiniaceae
Source: the annotation of a GenBank genome assembly
GAAGUAGCCCAGAGGAGACAAAAUGUACAAGACUUUCGGUUGACGCAGCACGACAAGAUGCGCCGCAGCAAGGCGGCCAAAGAGUUGGCCAAGAAAGUGGGGGAGCAACACUGGCAGGGUGUUCAAGAGAACAAGUACAAGAUGAUGGAGAAGGAUCUUGACUUUGAGAAAGAAAUGAUAAACCGAACCCAUUUGCGGAUUGCUGCGGUUCGGAAUCACUACGAGCAAGACUGUGGUUUCAGGGAAAGCAGCGAGGAGGGGAUCGCAUGGUUCGAAAAGAACCUGCAGCGCAUUGGCAUUGAUACGUCGGAGCAUUCAGGAACCGAUAUUGCCACUAUAGAAGCAGCCACUCUCAAGGAGCUUUAUGAGAAGAUGAAUGACAAGCUUCCGACCAAGGCACAACUCAAGAUUGAGUCAGACAAACGUAUUGCCACAAUCCGCGAGACGAAGCAAGAGACUGACAUUGCACGGAAGGAACGCGCGCGACGCGAGCGUCGAGUGCAAGUGGAGCAGCAGCAAAUUGCGGCCGCAAUGGAAGCCAAAAAGAGGGAGGAGGAACUCCAAGCACAGCAGCUGCUGGAAGCCGACAGGAUCAAAGAGGAGCAAGCGGCGGCUGAAGAGAAGAAGCGCCGCAAAGAGGCACAAUGGGAGGAACGAGUGGCGAAGCACGUGGCCUACAAGGAGAAGCUUGAAGCAGAAUCCGAGGAGGCGUGGCAAAAGAUGGUAGAGAAGGCCAGAGAGGAAAGAGCCAUCAAAAUAAAGCUCCAAACCACCACCACCAAGUUCGAGGACCCGAAGGACGUCUCUUCGGAUGAGGAUAAGCCUGCUGUUGCUGCUCCUCCAGUCGAAAGAAAAAGGGGAAGCAUUGCGGCACACAUGGCCAGCAAAGAAAAGACCAGGGAGGAGUUGUCUGUGGAGGACAACUCUGCUUCUGCAGCUCCAGACAUAGAGAUUGCUGCUGCGGAGGAACUGAUGAGCUGCGUGAGGGAGCAGGUCAUGAUGGACUACCUUUUUGGCCGUGGGGAUUGGACCAACUACAUGCCAUCAGAGGAGGAGACUGGAACCACCCUUCGACGUGCCCUGAACAAUUUGGGCGAGAAUGCUGAGGCCCCCAUAGUUCCACGUCUUGGCAGCGUGGUGCAAUGGCUCUGCAAAUCCUCGCCCAGCUGUACACACCAGGCUCCAGCCGUGAGGAAACAGGCAGCCAAGUUGGAUGGCGAUGCUGAGGAGGUUGCCACGCUUAGACAGGAAAUCCAGAUCCAACGCCGAUUAAGUCACCAGAACAUUGUGCGCUUGCUUUAUGCUGCUGAAACCCCUCGAGAGGUACUCAAGAUCGAGCAUUUCGCUUCCGGCGGCGAUCUGCAUGCUGCCCUUGGUUGUAGGAGAAUGAUACCCGAGGUGCAGGCCGUCAGGCUGUGUGAACAGUUGCUCUGCGGUCUGAGAUAUCUCCACGAGGAUGAAUUCAUCCUCCAUGGAGAUUUGAAACCUCGCAAUAUUUUUCUGGUCCCUGCUGGAGACGCGAUGGUGGCCCAAUUGGGAGACUUUGGCUUUGCUCGAGAAUGUCCUCGCAAGGCACCGUUCCUGUGCCGCUUUGAAGGCAUACAAGGCUCCCAUGGAUACAUGGCACCCGAGAUCCUCGCUGAGGAGGCUUAUGGCUUUGGGGUUGACAUCUUUGCCCUAGGUGUCACCAUUUUCACCUUGCUGACUGGGUACGAACCCUUCUAUCCACCUUCCAAUGUCACAGCGCCCCUGGAAUUUGAUGAGUCCUCUUGGGAGGAUUUAAGCAAGGAGGCAGAAGGCUUCGUAACUGGGCUCUUGCAACAAAGACCCGAGGAACGAUUCACUGCUGCUGCCGCGCUAGCUCACGAUUGGUUUGCCCUUUUUGGAGACGAUGACCCUGUAGAGAAGCCGUCGUCCCCGCUUCAUAAGGACCUUUAUUUUCAUCCAUUAUCCAACGUCCGGGAGGCACUUGCUUCAGUGGAAUCCUGA